Messenger RNA from Fusarium proliferatum ET1, 1425 nucleotides. RefSeq lists its product as uncharacterized. The transcript is spliced from 5 exons. Bases 1 to 1425 code for a protein of 474 amino acids. Gene Ontology annotation, molecular function: RNA binding. NCBI's taxonomy places the organism in Eukaryota, Fungi, Ascomycota, Sordariomycetes, Hypocreales, Nectriaceae. The record is from RefSeq and is a predicted model, not a curated record.
AUGGCCGAUUCUGGAACGCCCUCAAACCCAGGCCAGCUGCCUCCCCCCCCUCAGGCCGGUGCUGGCGCCCCUGGCUUCGAAGCUGGCCAGAAUGGACAGCCUAUGGCCCCUCCGCCUCUGCAUAUCCCUCAGAAUACCAACCCGAUCCCGACUGCCAUCACCUCCCCCAGAUCCGCUGCCGAUCAAGGAGGCAUCAUGUCGCCUACCAGUGCAGGUGGCUUCCGGCGUGCUGCCCCUGAACCCAACAAGCGUGCCCUCUACAUUGGUGGUUUGGACCAGCGUGUAACUGAGGAAGUCUUGCGUCAGAUCUUCGAGACUACGGGUCAUGUUCAGAACGUCAAGAUCAUUCCCGACAAGAAUGCGCGUGGUUAUAACUAUGGCUUUGUCGAGUAUGAUGACCCUGGUGCCGCUGAGCGUGCUAUGCAGACCCUCAAUGGACGACGAGUUCACCAAUCGGAAAUCCGAGUCAACUGGGCCUAUCAGUCGAACACCACAAACAAGGAGGACACCUCGAACCAUUUCCACAUCUUUGUCGGUGAUUUGUCUAACGAAGUCAACGAUGAGGUCCUCCUUCAAGCUUUCUCUGCUUUUGGUUCCGUCUCAGAGGCUCGUGUCAUGUGGGAUAUGAAGACCGGCCGAUCUCGAGGUUACGGCUUUGUUGCCUUCCGCGACCGCCCUGAGGCCGAAAAGGCUCUGAGCUCCAUGGACGGCGAGUGGCUCGGCUCGCGAGCCAUUCGAUGCAACUGGGCAAACCAGAAGGGCCAACCUUCAAUGGCCCAGCAGCAAGCUAUGCAGGCGAUGGGCAUGACGCCUACCACCCCUUACGGGCACCACCAAUUCCCAGCACAUGGCGUCGCUAGUUACGAGGUUAUUCUGACUCAAACUCCCAGCUGGCAGACAACUGUCUAUGUCGGCAACCUUACUCCUUACACAACUCCCAACGAUGUGGUCCCUCUGUUCCAGAACUUCGGGUUCGUUGUUGAGUCUCGCUUCCAGGCUGAUCGAGGUUUUGCUUUCAUUAAGAUGGAUACCCACGAGAACGCGGCCAUGGCGAUCUGCCAGAUGAACGGGUAUAACGUUAACGGAAGGCCUCUCAAGUGCAGUUGGGGCAAGGACAAGACGCCCAGUGCUCAAGGAGCCUUUGACCCUGCUCAGCCUUACAGCCCACAGAGUGCUCAAGCUCCUGCCUUCCCAGGUACGCCUACGUACUAUCCUCAGUACGGCGCCCAGUACGGUGGACAGCCUGGAAACUAUGGUGGACCACAGACUGGAUCACCGGCCGGCUAUGCUGGAUCCCCUAUGGGGUAUGCUGCUCCUCAAAGCGCGGGCGGCUACGGCAGGGGCCAACAGCCCCCCAAUGCUGAAUGGGCCCAGCCUCGCCCUGGACAGAACUUCAACAAUGGAUUUGGUGGUUAUCAGGCCUAG